AUGUCGACGUUUAAUGGACUUCUUCAAGAAAUUCCGGGCAUCUCGAUCGAUUGCUUCGAAGGGGAUAACUUGCAGUCCUCUAGUUAUUUUUUAACGCAUUGCCAUACUGAUCACAUGAGAGGACUGUGUUAUGACUUCUUUGAUCACUUGGCUAAACAUGAUAAGCCUUUUUACUGUAGUCACAUAAGCAAAUCUUUUUUGAUAAAUAAGUAUCCGAACUUGGACUCUAAAUUUUGUGACAAACACAUUUUUGAAUUGCCUAUGGAUGAAACGAGAAUCUUAACUUAUAACUAUCAUAAUGUAGUAAUGACGCUAACAGUGUGUUGUGUAUCGUCUGGACAUUGUCCUGGAGCUGUGAUGUUUCUUUUUAAUUUUAAUAAUAAAAGAAUUUUGUAUACCGGUGAUUUUAGGAUAAACAAAGAAGAUUUUCCAAAGUUAAAGUCAUUGCAUUACGGUAAUGCCACUCAACUUUUGCCACUGCCCAUUGACAAAGUUUAUUUAGACACAACUUUUAUGAACUUAAAUUUUUUGGAAUUCCCUUCUAGAACGGAAAGCUCUAAAGAGUUGUGUUUAGCUGUUAAAGAAUGGAUUGACAAAGAUCCUAGAAAUGUCGUUAUUUUAGAAAUAUCAGCUCUGUAUGGUAGUGAGUUCAUUUACAUGGAACUUAACAAAAAAUUAAAUAAAAAAAUUCAUGUGAAAGACCACGUGUAUAGAGUUUACAGCAGAAUGAGUAUACUCGCUGAUUGCGUUACUAAUUUAGGUGAAACUACUCCAAUCCAUGCAUGUACGAAUAAAAGCUUUCUAAAACCAGUAGGGCUAAAGUGCAGAGAGGAUGUUCAAUCCCAAAACAUUUUAACAAUAAUUCCAUCUGUUCAAAAGUGGGCUGGGAAAAAUACAGCGGUCAUCAUUGAGUGGGAUAAAGUUAAAAAACAGACGAAAAACGUUUGCUACUCGACACAUCCUUCAUACAAUGAAUUGAAUUCUUUUAUCAUGUAUUUUAAACCCAAAGAAAUUUUUCCAUGCGUAUGUCACGAAACUGAAAAGCAAAAUAUUAAUUAUUUAUUAGAUAAAAUAAUGUCCGAGGUGCAUGGUACUAAGGAUGUUGGUGAUAGCUCUAAUCCAAGUUUACAUUUUUCGAAACAUAAAAUGUUUAAAAAAUCUAUUAAUAAAUCUGAUCUUCUGAGUGAUGAUGAUGACAGUGACGAUUCUUGA
This is a messenger RNA of Copidosoma floridanum, 1212 nucleotides long. RefSeq names its product DNA cross-link repair protein snm1 (gene Snm1). The record is from RefSeq and is a predicted model, not a curated record. Gene Ontology annotation, biological process: double-strand break repair via nonhomologous end joining; telomere maintenance; interstrand cross-link repair. Lineage: Eukaryota; Metazoa; Arthropoda; Insecta; Hymenoptera; Encyrtidae. Gene Ontology annotation, molecular function: damaged DNA binding; 5'-3' DNA exonuclease activity.